UGGAAUCCCCUGCUGCUGACAAGGUGCCAGGGGGCAGAGAGAAGAAUCUAUUCUCCUUUUAGUUCCCCCCUCCUUUGCUCCUUUAUCUGAUCUGUUUGUCCUGAAGCAGCACAGGAAUACACAAGGGAAAAUCUGGGCACUGGAGACCCAGCCGAGGAACACCUGACCCUGGCGGUGAGCUCAGCAUGGGGGCUUCUCAUGGAAAGAUAAAGGCGUAUAACAUCGAGCAGCAGAGUGUGAAAAGUGGAAAACAUGUGAAUGGCGUGGCUUCAGCAUAUGCUGAUAUCCAAUGGGAACAGCCUCAUCAACCUGAAAUAACAUAUGAUGACCCACUGCGAUGCCCACGCAGGAAUAUUCUUCCCGUGGCCAGCUACGCCCCUCAUCCUGGCUAUGCACAAGGGGAUGAUGAUCUUAUCAAGCCCAAAAAGCUGAUUAAUCCAGUGAAAGCUUCUAAAAGCCACCAGGAGCUACACAAGGAGCUGCUUAUGAAUCACAAACGGGGCGUGGAGAAUAAACCAGAGCUCCAGCGUGUAUUAGAGCAAAGGAAGAGAGAUCAGAUGAUCAAACAGAGAAAGCAAGAGGAAGAGGCUCGGAAGAAGAUCUCACCUCUGGAGCAAGAGCUUCUCAAGAGACACAAACAACUGGAGGAGCUGGAGCGGGAGCAGGAGCGUCAGGAGGAGAGCUCUCAAAGUGCUCCUGAAUUCAUCAAGGUCAAAGAGAAUCUUCGAAGAACAUCGGUCAUGAGCACUGAAGAGAAAGAGGUGUAGAGGAUGAAACCGGAAUAGAUCUCUGUGCUUCUUCCUCUCGCUUUCUGUCUUUCUCUAUUUCUCUGUCUUACACAAAUAUAUGUUCCUUCUGGACAAAACAUGUGACUCCAGAAUUCUAAGAUGGGUGUCAAAAUAGAAGACAGAAAAGACUGAGAAAUUAAGAUUGUUUGGAUGGAUUCAGACUUUUUCUGCAAGUCUUUUAUUAUGAGACAGAUCUGCUAGUUGGAGGUGAUGACGUUGUGUUUCUCUGCAGAGGCAUCAGAGCGUCUUUAAUUAACUUCUAACGUAAGAUCUUUACACCGUAUACAAUCAGUAUUAUUGCAUAUUGUUGGAUUCCCAACUGCCAAGUGCACUGCACAUCCCAGAUAUUUGAGGAAUUGUUGGCUGGAAUACAAUGUUAUUGUGGGGUUUUUUUUCUGAUGUAUAACAAUCAGCACAAGUCACUUUUGUUCAUAAAUGGAAUGAAAUAACUUUUCACUUCUGAUGUGAAUACAUUUAAAAAGCUGCAUGUGCGUGCAAGAUGUUGGCUAAAAUCAGACCGGAUCUCAAUUACUGUGAGACGACAAUAACUCAGUGACGGCAGACCUGCCUACCUGGAUGAGGAGUAAUGCUUAGCCUUGCUGAAAGGGGGGGAUGCAGUAAAAACAAGGAUAUCACUGUAAAUUUUUGACAUACUCCUCCACUUUUUUUAAGAGGCUUGCGAAUUCCUUUCAGAGAAACUUUAAAAUUGUUUCACAUGGCCUGAGAUUUUCUCACUGUUGAUCUGCUGCUUAGAUCGCUUAAGGGUUUCUGAACAAUGACCAUUGUCGUGUUAAUUGUUUUUGAAAUGCUAGGUGUUCCGACAUUUUUUCCCCUUUUUUUCAUUUUUAGCCAAAAACCAAAAGUGCCGGUUUUGACCAUUUUUUAAAGUCAGGUUAAGAGAACUAAAGAAUAUAGGCAAAAACUUUACUAUUGAUGGAAAGAGGUAAGGGCUUCCAGGGAGUGUCAAUUAAUAUUGCAAUUUUCAAACCACUUACAUAACUGUAAAUCAUAACAGAAUCAUACAAUAUACUGUAUACCUUUUAGACUGCUUUUUAUUUCAGUCAUAGCUCAUCCUUUUGUAUUAUCGUACGAUGUUACACUGUGAAUCUCCUCAAAAUGCAUGAAGGUUGGCAGGUCUGUCAUGAUCACAACCCAGGAUUUUUUUUUGUUAAAGGUGUGUUGUGAUGCCUAAAUGUCUCUGUUCUUUUUUUCCGUGCCUUUAUGAGAGCUACAGAACAGACCGUGCAGGCAAAGCGCCUGACCGUUCCUGCAUUCCAAUCAGUGUAUCACUAUGUAGUGUGCAUCAGAAUAGUUAUGUGACAUAUAAGUUAAUGAUGCAUCAUAUAAAGCAUGGUGUGUGUGUGUGUGUGUGUGUGUGUGUGUGUGUGUAUCUGUGAAAGAGAAGGAAUGAAAGCGUGAGAGGGAGCGAGAGGGGGUAAAACACAAAAGGAUAAUCAGGAAUCAAAUUCGCACACUAGAUUAAACUGUUCAUGACUUUACAUUUACAUAUAAAGUAGACAUUCAGUAUAAAUAUUUUUUUUCUUUCUUUCUUCGUUUUUUACCCUGAUGUUUUAGUCAUAAUUGUGGUUGUUUAGAAAAAAAAUAUGGAAUAAAAAUAUAUGUGAAUAUAUAUUUUUGCUUUUAUUAGUUUCUAAAGUCAACUCAAGUAACAUAUAAAAAAUACAUUUGAAUAACAGUCAAUAUUAAAAUCAUGUUUGUUUUAUUAUUGCUUUAUGCUUUUAUGAUGUAAAAUAUUGGUUCAUUGAAUGCCAUACACUGACACGGUUUUGUUCUGUAUUAUUUCAACACCUUCAAUUAAUCAAAUUAAUGACUUUUUGAUUGUUAUCAACAAAUGAAGGCACAUAGACUAACACACAAUUGUAUAAUUAUAGUGGCAAAAGUGAUAUUACUUUAUAUAAAAUAAACUAAAAGUGAUACUAUAA
This is a messenger RNA of Clarias gariepinus (North African catfish), 2731 nucleotides long. RefSeq names its product actin-associated protein FAM107A. The record is from RefSeq and is a predicted model, not a curated record. Gene Ontology annotation, biological process: actin filament polymerization; actin filament bundle assembly; regulation of actin cytoskeleton organization. Gene Ontology annotation, cellular component: neuron projection; stress fiber; synapse. Lineage: Eukaryota; Metazoa; Chordata; Actinopteri; Siluriformes; Clariidae. The transcript has 5 exons. Bases 186 to 767 code for a protein of 193 amino acids.